Messenger RNA from Suhomyces tanzawaensis NRRL Y-17324, 3020 nucleotides. RefSeq lists its product as uncharacterized. The transcript has 2 exons. Gene Ontology annotation, molecular function: RNA binding; nuclease activity. The coding region runs from base 1 to 2658 and encodes 885 amino acids. The record is from RefSeq and is a predicted model, not a curated record. Gene Ontology annotation, biological process: mRNA catabolic process; regulatory ncRNA-mediated gene silencing. Lineage: Eukaryota; Fungi; Ascomycota; Pichiomycetes; Serinales; Debaryomycetaceae. Gene Ontology annotation, cellular component: cytosol; nucleus; RISC complex.
AUGUCCCAAGUAUUCGUUGCCAAAGUUAAGAACGUAUUGAGUGGCGACACCGUCGUGUUGGUUCCCUCCAAAAGCGCGGCAUUGCCUGCUCCUGAGCGUCUUUUGACCCUCUCCUACGUCAAGCUGGACGACCGUUGGCAGUCCAAGGAGUUCUUGCGGCAAUUGUUGAUCGGCAAGGAGGUCAAGUUCAGAGUCAACCACAAGAGUGCGGGAGGCAGAGAGUUUGGCGACAUCCAGGCGCCCAUUUUCAAGUCAUUGGUGGCAUAUUUGUUGGAACAUGGCACUGUCAAGUUGAAGGACAACUUCUCGGAGGACGAUGGCGACAUCUACUACGAGCUUAACGACGUGCAGCAGAAGGCCAAACUUGCGGGAGCCGGUGUGUGGCACGAUGGUGCCGACUCCAUCGCCACAAUUGAGUUGGACGACACCAUCGUCCAAAAAUCGCAAAAGACACCAAUCGCCACCAUUGUGGAGAAGGUCAUCAGCGGUGACAGGCUCAUGGCCAGAUUGGUGGUCAGCAAGACCCAGCACGUCACCACUCCCUUGUUAUUGGCGGGAAUCAAGGCCCCCAGAACCGACGACCCCACCCAACCCGCUAACACCACCAAGGUAGCCCACCAGGCCAAGGCGUUUGUCGAGGAAAAGCUCUUAUCCACCAAGGCCGAGUUGACCGCCACCAUCGUCGGCGAAAACCAGGCAGGCUUGCCCAUUGCUUUCAUCCACCACCCUUCCGGCAACAACAUCCACGAAAAGUUGUUGGAAAAUGGCUUGGGUGAAGUCAUCGAUUGGCAGUCCACUUUGAUCGGUUCCUCCAAAAUGGCGGGCUUGAGAAAGGCCGAGCAAUCGGCCAAGGCUCUCGGAAAGGGCUUGUUCGCCAACACAACCACCGUCCGCUCGGGUGCUCCAAAGGUAUCUGCGGGUAAAUCUUUGAAGCCUGGAUCCACAGUUGAAAACGUUCAAAUCGCAAGAGUGGUUGGAGGUGAUACCUUGGUCGUGCGUUUGCCUAGUGACGAAGAAUUGACGGUGCAAUUGGCCUCCAUCAGGGCCCCUAGGCCAUCGGAUAAGACCGUCACUACUAAUGAACAGCAACAGCAGUCGUUGGUUGCGACUGCCCGUGAGUUUGUCAGACACCACACCAUUGGCAGAUCUGCAACCAUGUACAUUGACGGAUACAGAAAUGAAAACAAGGAACUCGGUUUUGAUGCCAGGUUUCUUGUCAGUCUUAAGAUUAACGGUGGCACCGAUUUAUCGGAACUUAUCCUUGAAAACGGAAUGGGUACUGUGAUCAGACACAACAAGGCCACAGCCCACGAAAGAUCCUUAAACUGGACAGACUUCUCGAGUUGGAAGAAGAACAGAAGAAACUUGGUCGGAACAAGAAUCAUCGAUGCGUCCGAAAACGCAUCCAAGGCCAAGACGUUUUUGAAUGGGUUCAAACAAAAGGGCAGAAUCUCUGGAGGUUACCAUGUAGAAUUCAUUCCGUCUGCAAACAGAGUGAAGUUAUUCAAUCCAAAGGAAGGAUUGAAAUUGACCUUGAUUUUGGGGGGAUUGUCCAAUGAUAAGGCUGAUGGGUUGAACGACGAGGGCUUGAAAUUCAUGAACAAGAAGUUCUUGCAAAGAAAUGUCGAGUUUGAGGUCUAUGAUACUGAUAAGAUCGGUGGAUUUAUCGGAAACUUGUUUGCUUCUGGUAGUGCCUUGCAACCCGUCCAGGUUGCUUUGUUAGAGCAAGGUUUAGUCAAGAUACAUGAUUUUGCUGUCAAUUCCAAUCCAUUUGCCGAUGGUUUGAUCAAGGCUGAAGAAGCCGCUAAAAAGGGCAAGAAGGGUGUAUGGAAGGACUAUGAUGAAGCCACAGAGCAGGCCAAGAUUGAUCAGGCUUCUGGACAAUUGUACCAAUUGAAUCUUGAAGCCUCCAAGCCCAAAUUCUUCGACAUUGAGGUUGUGGAUAUCGACUCAACAGGGGUCAUUUCUUUCCAUCACUUGGAUGCUGCUACCGCUAGCAAGUUCGCUACUUUCAAGAAGCAAUUCAAUGACUUCCAUGGCCAGGUUCCAAGCGCCAGCAACACCUCGGUUGAUUUGCCUCACAACUUGAGCAAGGGUCCAAAGAAGAACGAGUUGGUUUCUGCCAAGUUCUCCGAGAAUGGUAAGUUCUACCGUGCCAAGGUGAUCAAUUUCGAUAGGGCCUCUAACAAAUACGAGGUGAAGCACUUGGAUUUCGGAAACGUCGACAAGGUGCCAUUGUCGUCUUUGCGUGUUCUUCCUCAGCAAUUUUCCACCUCUUCUUUCCCAGCUUUUGCCCACACCACCACCUUACAGAACUUGAGAUUGCCUCCUUCCAAGCCUACCGACUACUUGUCUGAAGCAUUGUAUGCUUUGGAGGACCUCACUUUCGACAAAAAACUCGUUAUCAGCGCUUUGCCAGGAACAACCACCGAAUUCCAGGGAGUCUUGUACGAUUCUGAGCAGUCCUUGAAGGAUGCCUCCUACACUAUCAACAAGCAGUUGGUCAAGGAAGGCUGGGCCGUUGUGGAUUCCACAAGUGUCGGUCCUGCAGUCAAGGAGUAUGUGGCCGAGCUCUUGAAGGUACAGGCUGGAGCACGGUCCUCCCACUUGGGAUGCUGGGAGUUCGGCGAUGUGGCCUUUGAAGACGAGCCACUUUAAGUGUGGGAGAAUGCCCACUACUGAUGAUUUUGCAUUAAUUGUCUAUAUAAAAGUUUCUUGAAUAUACUAGUUUGAAAUUCAUUGAGGUAGUUUGUGAUUUGUUGCGAAAAUUCACUAAUCAAGUUGUCUUUACCAGACUAAUUUCACUUCUCUAUUCGUGUUGCUACGGCUUGUGUGACCCCCACCUUAGAAACAUCCUAGCUUAAACACUCUUGGCGUAUUUCGCUGGAGUCCCUUAACCCUGCUUUUCUUUGUAGAAUUAAUCUGAGCGGUAUUAUGCGUCCAAAUUGGAGCAAAUAAUUUUCGAACACAACCUACUUGAUUCACAUUUUCAAUAGAAGCCCUAUAGAUAAGAAUAGUAG